Messenger RNA from Rotaria socialis, 798 nucleotides. NCBI's taxonomy places the organism in Eukaryota, Metazoa, Rotifera, Eurotatoria, Philodinida, Philodinidae. The record is from the annotation of a GenBank genome assembly.
AUGAGCUUAAGAAAACUUGCUGUAACGAUCCGAAAUUGUAGUUACAUUGGUGAUCUCAGUCAAAAUUACAAAACAGAAGAUGCACUGCGUAUAUACUCCCAACAAACCAUUGUUUAUGAGGGUCUCAACCACGCCCUCCGUUCUCGAAAGUUGGAUAUUUUACUGCAUUAUCGUGGUUUUAUUGCAGAUAUGUAUCAAGGUAUACAGACACUCCGUAGAGAACAGCAGCAUCAACAUACGGAUGUCACGUCUACGUUCUACUACCGAGGCCAACGUAUGCAUGUCGAAGAACUUGAGCUGGUUCGUCAAAACAAAUAUUUGUCAAUUAACACAUUUUUCUCAACGAGUACUAAUCCUGAAGUUGCAGAGCUUUUCAUGCCUCCACUUGAUCAAAAUGUAGUGCAGUCUGUUCUGUUCAAAUUGCACGUCAAUACUGCAAAUGAAAUACAACCAUUUGCUGAUAUAAAAACUUGCUCUAACGUUCCUGACGAAGAUGAGACAUUAUUUAUUCCUGGCACUAUAUUCUUAAUCAGUAAGGUAACAGAGCCAUCAAAUGGAGUAGAGACUCAUACGUCGCCAAAAUAUUGGAUUAUCGAUCUAGAGCUUUGCAAUACUCAUCCGAGAGAGUUGAAUACUACUUUUGAGUAUUUUAGCCAAUCGAAUAACCUGUCAACUCUUGCAAAACUCGGUGGUUUUAGUCGACACAUAGGCAAAUAUGAUAUAGCACAUAGAUGUUAUGAGACUUUGCUUGUGGAAACUGGCAAAAAUUGCAUAGAUAGUAUAUUUGUAAUGGCUUAA